UGCAAAAAGUACAACAAGCCUUAGUGUACUUACCAAUGUUGUGGCACCCAACAAACACCCUGAGCAUGCCACGUGGCGAGCCAUACUCCAAACCUCUAACACAAGGGUUGUGGCAGGUGACCAACACCUAUUCCAAAAACAUAAUACAACACCAAAUAACACGGACACACACGUAAUCAACAAUCUGGGUCUUUCACGAAUGUGGGCUUUAUUCACAAGGAUUUGCACAAUUAUAUUCAAGCCGAGCGCAAAAUAGAAAUGAAGGAUGGUGACGCGGAGUGUGCUUUGGCUUACUUAUGUGCAAAAGCUGAUGCUAACCCUUACUUCUUUUACAAGUAUGACAAGGAUCAAGAGAACCGGCUUGGCAAAUUGUUUUGGGCAGAUUCAAGGUCUCGCCUAGACUAUGCUGCAUUUGGUGACGUGUUGGUCUUUGAUACGACUUAUAAAACGAAUGCAUAUAACAAACCUUUUGUUAUUUUCGUUGGGGUCAAUAACCAUUUUGAAACCACCAUAUUUGCAUGCAGCUUGCUUGUUGAUGAGACAAUUGCAACAUACACAUGGGUUUUGCAGAAGUUGUUAGAAACCAUGGAUAACAAAAGACCGGUGUCAGUGUUGAUAGAUGGGGAUAUGGCCACGCGUGAGGCAAUACAAAAAGUCUUUCCAAAUGCCAAGCAUCAUCUAUGUAAUUGGCAUAUGCACAGAAAUGCCAAGCGAAAUGUUCGAGUCGAUGGAUUUGAAAGACAUUUCAAGCAUCUCAUGGAUCUUGAUGCGAAUGAGGUUGUAUUUGAGGAAGCUUGGAGUAAGAUGGUCAGAAAAUAUGGCCUUCAAAAUAACAAGUGGGUAUCAGACACCUAUAACAACAAAGGCAUGUGGGCUCAGUCAUAUUUGCGUGGUCAUUUUUUUGCUAGAAUGAAGAGCAGUCAGCGUUGUGAGGGUAUGCAUGCUUUUUUCAAUGAGUGCCUCAAAUGAAAACUGAAACUAUUCGAAUUUGUUAGAUGUUUUGACAUGGCCCUUUAUCGAUUACGGAACAAAGAAGCGGAUGCCGAGGCAAAAACUGACAACAGUGAUCCUUGUCUUACCACAACACUUCAGCCUCUAGAGAAACAUGCAGCAACCAUCUUUACCAGAUGUUUGUUCUUAAUGUUCCGUAAUGAAAUAAUUGAGGAAGCAUUGUUGAUUUUUGAUGGAAGGAAAGAGGAGUUCGAUCAUCGCAUAUACAAAUUUUCAAAGUACACUGAAUUUGGUUCCACAUGGGAAGUGUCAUACCAUCCCGCAACUAGCAUAAUGAAAUGUAGUUGCAAAAAGUUUGAGUUCUUUGGACUUCCUUGCAGCCACAUGAUUUCUGUGAUGAAGUGCGAACACAUGACUGAAAUUCUCCCAAGUUGUGUGAUGUAUCGUUGGACAAAGCAAGCAAGAAAGGUUGGUGAACAACAGUGCCAAGCCCAAUUCUCUAGCACUCUCACACAGGAGACGCGUUUUGGGGUACUUUGCUCUUCUUUUACUGAAAUGUGUUACUAUGCCUCACAAACAUCUGAAGGAUUUGAAGAGGCUAGGAAUGCAUUUUUCACUAUGACAUGUCGGAUGAAGCAGCAUUGCAUGGCCAAGGGAACUAAUGUUGAUGAAGGAAAAAGUUCACUGCCGCCAUUUGGGGUUGGGGAUUCGAAAGUAGUGAACACGAAGGGGAAUACUGGGGGAUCCUACAUGGCUAAACCUCGAAAGCUAAGGCGAUGCCAGUGUUGCAGGGUCGUCGGCCACACAAGGAGAACUUGCCCCCAAAACGAUCAUAAAACGGGACAAGUGGGUAGCAAUUUGUUUGAGGAAUAGGAUGAUUAUGAUCCAAUUGGUACUCCCACCCCUUUUACACCGAAGCGUCCCAGGAAUAAUAUUAGGCCAUGUAAGACCCACCUUGUGAAGAGACGACUUUUUGUCACUAAUGUGGAUACGUCUCCAGUGCAGUUGAGCAAGGAUGUUAAUGACUUGCGUAGUUGCGA
Molecule: messenger RNA, 1991 nt
Organism: Camellia sinensis
Lineage: Eukaryota; Viridiplantae; Streptophyta; Magnoliopsida; Ericales; Theaceae
Source: RefSeq, a predicted model, not a curated record